This is a messenger RNA of Theileria annulata, 1260 nucleotides long. RefSeq lists its product as uncharacterized. The coding region runs from base 1 to 1260 and encodes 419 amino acids. The record is from RefSeq and is a predicted model, not a curated record. The transcript is spliced from 5 exons. Lineage: Eukaryota; Apicomplexa; Aconoidasida; Piroplasmida; Theileriidae.
AUGUGUAAAUAUAAACUUCUCCUCGAUUUAAUGGCCACAAUUAUAGCAUUUAACAAUAAUUCACAAUCUUAUAAAAUUCUCAACACGAAUAGCAGACUUAUAUGUCCAAAUAAUUUAAUUUUUUCCAAACACAUCGAUGAUAUGAUGUUUGAAUGCGCUAUUUACAGGGAUAAGUUAACAUUUCCUUCAAAUUCCAAUUUGGAUUCAACAACUAGAUACGCCCAGGGUAAGGAGGCUGAAAAUUUAAUGAACAAAGCGUAUGAGGAGGUUCAGAAGGCAAGGGCCAAGUCUGAGUUAAUAAGGAGUAAUUUAAACAGAAUAAAAUUCCCGAUAGUCGGAAGGACAACAAAACCGGAAACAAAGUAUUUACAGAAGAUUUAUUACAUUCUGGAAGAAAAUAACAGAUCUUUGAAUGAAAACAAACUCUCUGAUUCUGACCCGGAAGCUCCCAAAAUCCGAACCCUUAUUCAACCCAAAAACAUUACUAAAGUAUUCGAAACACCUUCAGUUUAUAAAUGUGUAAACUUAUUUCCAACACUUUUAUCUACAAAGUCACCACUGAUGCCCGGUCAACAAACUUCAAUGGUUUUAGAUGAAGAACACAAAGAGUUUUUGGUGAAUGAAAUAAGAGAGAGCAAUAUUUUCGGAAUCUUUUUGGCAUUUGUAUCUAAAAUAGAUAAAGAAUCCCAAAAGCCCGAAAUCCUACCAAAUUCAAUUCUUUGUGAAUUUGUUGAUAUUACUAAUCUUGACAAUAAUGGAGUCAUAACAGUAAAAGCUCUGGAUAGAUUCAAAAUAGGAAACGUUAUCGCAAUAUCAGACGCAGUGAUUAGGGCGGAAAUAAGUCUAUUGAGGGAUACCGAUAUGCUGAGGAAUCCAGGGAUGGCGGAAGAAAAUGCCAGAAUUAUAGAGAAAUUGUACGAUCGUUGCAACUUACUUGAGUCCGAAUACAGAAAAGUUGAAGGUAACAUGGAUGAUGCUCAAAAAAUAGACUCGAGAAUGAAAUUUGGGGAAAAAAUAUCAAAGAUGAUUGAAAACGUGGAUUUCGAGAAAGACCCAAACCUGAUAUACGAACUGACGGCAUUUGCAGGACUGGAAUUCAAUGCAGAUACUGAAACAAAGAUCUGGGCAUGUAAUACUACAGAUACAGAUCAACGUCUGAUUGUGACUGUUGACGUUCUUAAGACUAAAAUCAAAUAUCUGAAUGACCUUAUCAGGGAUAAAACAUCAGAUAUCGAAACACAUAAAGACACACAAUUGUAA